Portunus trituberculatus (swimming crab) is the source of this 2741-nucleotide messenger RNA. RefSeq names its product spore wall protein 2-like. The record is from RefSeq and is a predicted model, not a curated record. The transcript is spliced from 9 exons. Gene Ontology annotation, cellular component: 90S preribosome; nucleus. Lineage: Eukaryota; Metazoa; Arthropoda; Malacostraca; Decapoda; Portunidae. Gene Ontology annotation, biological process: maturation of SSU-rRNA. The coding region runs from base 447 to 2675 and encodes 742 amino acids.
UGCAUACUUCACACACUCCAGCACCACAUGUUCCACCGUCUCAUCUCCCAUGUCACACAUCUGCCACACCUUGCUGCGGAUUAAAAGGGUGCUGUUGCAAAGACUAACCUUACCCAAAACAACAACAUACCGCAUACACGAGGCCGCACUCCCUGCAGACCCUCAAGGAAGGCGCACCGACCACGUGCCUUACUACAAACCUUGACUUGUUCAUGUGACACUAGGCACAGAAUGGGGGAAAUACGCCCUCCACUUACCAAGAUGGUUCUUAACAACUUCACAACAGAAAAUGGCUCCUGGCACCAGAUCCAGGCUGGGUGAGGGUGGGCAGAUACCUGACUCAGAGGCAGCUCUCUCUCUCUCUCUCUCUCUCUCUCUCUCUCUCUCUCUCUCUCUCUCUCUCUCUCUCUCUCUCUCUCUCUCAUUUUUCAAAGAGACCAAAGAGGAUGACAAAGAAUUCUCGUACCAUUACAUGUCUGAAGCUGAAAAUAUCCAAACAAGUCAAGACAACAGAUAGUGAGGUGGUGCAGAAGCGUCCUGUGGUGCGGCAGGCCAAGAUACACAUCAUCAAUGGCUUGGUGCACAGUACCCGGCGGCUAAGGAAGAAGAUGGAGAAAGAUGAGGGACAGUGUAACAAGCUGGAGGCCAAGGCUGACAGGCUGGUGAAGGAGGUGCUCUUCAUCAAGACUGUACCACCAGAUGAAAUUAUGAAGUUUGCGCUGCUCAACAAUAAGUCAUUUGCAAUUGUGGGAAGCAAUCCCCAGUCAAAGAUAGAGGAGAGAGCAAUGUGUCGUAUUGUGGAACACAAGGCCAUAAAAGAUGCAAUUGCUGGGCUGAAGGAAGCUCAUGCUGAUUGGAGCCAAGACCUACCCCAUCUUAUCAAGGGUCUGGGAAUCCGUAACCGAGAGAAAAAACUGGAGCGGCUUAAGAGGCGAGGUAAACUGGACGCCUAUCUGAAGAAAGAACACAGGAACAUGAGACUCCUACAGGAACUAACUGGCAUUGACCUGAAAGCUAAUGAUGAUGCUGCUUCAGGUGUAACAAACGACAAAGAAAAGAAGAAGAAGAGCUGUGGUAGUAGUAGAAGUAGGAAGAGAAAGAGAGAACAGAACUUAGAUGAACAGACCUUGAAAAUUGUCAAAAAGAAGGGCAAGGUAGCAGAGGGAAUGAAAAAGCAGAGUACAGGUGCUGGUGUUAAUGGUGAGGAUAGUGAGGUUGAUGGAGAGGAAAAUGAUGAUGAUGGUGGUUCCUUGAUAAAGAAAAUGGGAGUAGAUGAACAAGAAGAAAACAGUGAGGAUGAUGUGAUGGAAAGUGAUAGUGACAGUGAAGACCUGAGCAGUGGAAACAACAACAAUGAUGCUACUGAUGAAAGUGAAGAAUUAGAUGAAGAAUAUGAUGAUGACAGCGACAAAAGCGACAUGGAUGAUGACAGCCAGAAACCUCUCACAAUCUGUAAUGGAAAUGAGUCACCUAUGAAAACAGUGGAUGAACAGAAACUGAAUGGAAAAUUGUCUCUUGGAAAAAUUGAAAUGAAAGGGAAAAAGGAAAAAAAUAUAGGAAAGAAAAAGGAAGAUAUGAACAUGGGUAAACCUGCCCAACCAGUCAUUACUAAUACACUAAAAAAGGCAGAAGUGAAGCAGCUUUACCUGAAGAAUAUGGAAGCUUUUGGAAAAGAUGAUGAUCUAAGUAAGACUGAAGAAAAUGGAACUAUUGACUUGAAUGAGGAUGAUGAUGAUGAUGAUGAGGAGGAGGAGGAGGAGGAGGAGGAGGAGGAGGAGGAGGAGGAGGAGGAGGAGGAGGAGGAGGAGGAGGAUGAGGAGGACAAAGAAGAUGAGGAUGAGGAUGAUGAGGACUUCUUUGAGUUGGGAGUAAAAAAGAAAGCAAAGAGUAGUUUUUUCCUUGGAGGUACAGAUGAUCAUGAGGAGGAUGACAAUGAUGAUGAUGAUGAUGAUGAUGAUGAUGCAGUUGAUACUAGUAAAUAUUUCAAGAGGAAUCUGUAUAGGGAAGGAAGAGGAGGGAGAAGUGGUAUGAAAAAAGAAGAAAGAUUUGGAGGAAAAUCAUGGGAGGAAGAUGAUGGAGAAAGAAAUGGAUUUACUGAAAGAAGAGGAAGAGGCAGAGGUGGUUUUAGUGACAGAAGAGGAGGUAGGGAUAGUUUUGGUGAUGGAAGAGGAGGAAGAGGUGGAGAAUCUAGUGACAGAAGAGGAAGGGGCAACUUCCUCAAAAGAGGAGGACGAGGAAGAGGAGAAUCUAGUGACAGAAGAGGAAGAGGCAACUUCACUGAAAGAGGAGGAAGGGGAAGAGGAGAAUCUGGUGACAGAAGGGAAAGAGGCAACUUUGGUGAAAGAGGAGGAAGAGGAGAAUCUGGUGGAAGAAGUGGUGGUAGUUUCAGCAACAGAAGAGGGGGAGGAAGAGGAAGAGGACAGUCUGGAGACAGAAGAGGAGGAAGAGGAAGGGGAAGAUUUGGACGAGGAGGGGGCUUUGGUCAGAUGAACUCAGACAACCCUAACCUCAUACCUCUGACCUCUGCCAGCACAGGGACAUCUCCAUCAUUCCCAGCCUCCACCAGCCGACCCCAAACAUCACUGCUGCACCCUUCCUGGAUGGCCAAGAAGAAAGAGAGGCUCCAGUCUUCAGCCGUUAAUGCUUUCCAGGGCAAGCGGGUGGUGUUUGACUAAUGUUACACACUCCUUGCUUUGAUGACCAGUGUCAUAUGUGGAUCUUUAAUAAACAUUGGUGAGGCA